Messenger RNA from Pseudonaja textilis, 2807 nucleotides. It is a transcript of the gene G2E3, whose product is annotated as G2/M-phase specific E3 ubiquitin protein ligase. Gene Ontology annotation, molecular function: ubiquitin-protein transferase activity. Gene Ontology annotation, cellular component: nucleus. The record is from RefSeq and is a predicted model, not a curated record. NCBI's taxonomy places the organism in Eukaryota, Metazoa, Chordata, Lepidosauria, Squamata, Elapidae.
AUGAAGACUGAAUGCAGGACUGUCCACAAAUUUGCAGAGACAAAAGAACACCGAAGAAUACCUUUUUUUUUUCCAGUUGAAUGGAGAACACGAGAAUGAAUAAGAACAUUAUUGGAUGCUUCCAGAAUCUAUCCUGUGAAUUCUGUCAACGGGCUGAUGACUGUCCUGAAAAAUAUGGGGAAAAAAGGACUUAUGAGGACUGUAAUCUCACUGUUCAUUAUUACUGUGUGCUAAUGUCAAGUGGGAUUUGGCAGAGAGGUGAAGAUGAAGAAGGCUUUUAUGGUUUUUUACCUGAAGAUAUCCAAAAAGAAAUUAAUAGAGCUGCAAAACUGAAAUGUGCUGUCUGUAAGAAAAAAGGUGCUUCAAUUGGUUGUAUAACAUCCAGAUGCAAACGAAGCUACCACUUUCCUUGUGGAAUAGAGAAAGGAUGCCUUUUCCAAUUCAGAGAAACUUUUCCGUCAUAUUGUUGGAAACACCGACCCACUCAAAAACGUCUUUCUAAUUGUAAAGGAUCAUCACAAUGUACAAUAUGUUUGGAGUUGGUUGAACAAGCACCUACAUACAACAUUUUGACAAGCCCAUGCUGUAAAAAUGCUUGGUUUCAUAGGGAAUGCUUGCAGUGUCAAGCUCUCAGUGCAGGGGUAUAUUUCUUUAGAUGUCCUGUAUGUAAUAAUAAAGAAAAAUUUCAGAACGAAAUGUUAAGAAUGGGCAUCCAUAUUCCAGAAAAAGAUGCCUCCUGGGAAUUAGAACAGAAUGCCUAUCAAGAACUACUUCAACGUUACCAACAUUGUGAUAUUAAAAGAUGCCUUUGCAAAAAUGGAAGAGACUACAAUGAGCCUGAUAGCAAAUGGGAAAUAAAACGCUGUCAAUAUUGUGGUUCUAGUGGAACUCAUUUGGCAUGUUCCUCACUAACAAGCUUGGAGCUAAACUGGGAAUGCACUGAAUGUAGGACCAUCCUUGCCAAAUCAAAUGGCAGUGCUCAGAAAUGGCGAAAGCGUUCUUUGAGUUUGCCAGAAAAAGCAGACGGAGACAAUUUGAUGGAAGAUCCAUCACCCAAAUGCCCUAGACAGUCUCCAGGAUCCCACCUUGGCAUCCAUAUCAGGUCCCCAAAGAUGGUGUGCUCCAAUGGUUUUACUCCAUGUUCACAACUAGAUCUUCCCUCUUCUAAUAACAGAUUUUUAUCCCCAUCUCCCUUCAUCAGUCCUUCAGUAAGGAAUUUGUCUUCUAAAAAAAUGCAACUUGGAAUGCAGAAAAGAGAAGUCUCCAAAAUUCUCAAGGAAUUAAGAUUACAGAUUAAUACCAAACCAACAAGAUUGAAUAUCAUCAGACAAAAUAUCUGGGGUAGUGCUCUAAAAGGAUUUCAGAAGCGGAACUUCAAUCCUGCUAAUACUAUUGAAGUAAACUAUAUAAACGUCAGGAAUAAAAUAGAGGUGGAUCUCUGUUGCUCAUCAAAGGAAGAUUUUUUUCAAUUGCUGAUGCUUCAUCUUCAGAAUUCAUCAUUGUUUGAAGGGGAGCACUCAAAGAACUUGUCCUUUGAUUCUCAAGCUCUUAAAGAUAAUUUAUACUAUGAAGCAGGAAAAAUGAUUGCAGUUUCUCUGGUUCAUGGAGGCUCCUCUCCUAGCUUCUUUUCUAAAACCUUGUUUCACUGCCUUGUCUAUGGCACGGAAAAUGUGAAGCCAACAGUAGAAGAUGUUGCUGAUAAAGACGUUUUGCAGGCAAUAAAGAAGAUAAAAUCUGCCACAACACUGAGCAGCUUAGAAUCAGCAAUAAGUGAUUGCUCUGACUAUCUUGCUUCUAUUGGAUGUUUGAAACCUGUAACAGCACUACAUGAUAAGAAUAUAUUGGUGAAUGAGAUACUGAAUCACCAUGUCAUCAGAAGAAUUCUUUUACCACUUGAAAGUUUUAGACAAGGUUUGAAAACACUUGGUGUUUUGGAAAAAAUACAGAUGAAUCCCGAUGCAUUCUGUAGCAUAUUAUGUCACAAACCUGAGAAACUUUCAGCAAAACUUCUUGGUGAUCUCUUUACAAUUCACUAUUUAUCAGGAACAGAUAAGGCCAGAUGCCUUGAUUUCUGGAUGGGUUACUUACAGGAGACAGAAGGUGGUGAGUCAUCUGUAACUCUAGAGGAUAUCUUAGUAUUUGCAACUGGCAUCCGCAGUAUUCCACCCAUUGGCUUUGAUCCUGACCCUUCAGUCAUGUUUCAGCAUAUAAAAUAUCCAAUUGGAAAAAGAGACCUUAACUGUUUACAACUUCCAAUAACAAAAUCUUAUGAGAAUUUUAAAAAAGUUCUGGAUAUUGCCAUCCGACGUGCCCUAUUACAUACAAGAGUAUGUUAAUCACUAAAAUGGAUACUGAAAAUUGAAUGAUGAAGCACACAAGAAGGUUGCUACUUGCCUACUGGAAAACAGACAUAUUCAUCCUCGCAGGUUUAAAACUUGAUCAUGGAAAUGCAUAGUUUCAGUCUUUACAUUUUGAACAGUGUUUCAAAGUGAUGAGCAAACAAAGCUUUUAAAUCAAUUUUGCAUUAUAUUUGUUCUGGGUUUUGUUUUUUGGCCAAACCAGCGAGUAACUGGUUGUUUGAUAGUGUAGUAUACUUUCCAUUUUACAUAAAUGUUGCACAUCAAAACUUCUGCAAAUGCAUUCAGGAACCCUUUCCAAAUUUUAAUAUAUCAGCUUUUAUAUAUUGUGAAUUUGUGUAAAGAUUUGAGGUGUGGAUUUAUUUUUAUUUAUGUGGGUUUCUGAUUCAGGAGAUGUUAAUUUCACACACAAACCCCUUUAAAGUAUUCUAGCUAUUAAUUAUAAACAUG